GUGCAAAUGAAAGAGCGAAAGCAAUGCCUCAAACGACCACUAUCGAAACUCUUACUGUAACCAGACCACUUAAGGUAAGUUUUAAAGCUCAAUUGAAGCGUAUCUUCUUUUUACUGCAGACAGAAUUUAAAUCGUUCAUGUACCAAUCUGUGUUACAAAAUUUUAAGAUCAAUUUUAUAUUAAAUAUUUUUUUGCAACUCAUCAAUCUCACAGAAUAGAAUAAGCGUAAAUAUCGUAAUGCUUAUAAAUUAUAACAUGGAUUUUUUAAAGAGGAGCAAAUUUCUACGAAGGAUGGCGUAGAGAAGCUGUAGUAGAAUAAUGAUGCAGUGCAACUAUUCAUUACUGCGAAAUGAGGGAUUUAUAUUCAUGGCAAAGGCUUUGUGGCUCCAAUUUCGACUUGCACUAGAGUGCUGCGACGGAAAAAUGAGCUGUUCCAUAAUUAUGGAGCAGAUGAGUCUUAAUAUGGGACAUAUACGGACCAUAAUAAAAACGUAGAACGUUUGUAAAGCAUCUUGCAAAGAGUCGAGAUAAACACAUUACUUAAAUUGUCACUCAAUAAAGAGGUGAAUAAUCACAUGCAUAAAUAAUCACAUAAAAACUGUUAGAUUUGUAGGUAACUAAAAGGACAUGAAAGGGACGGAUUAGAUGGAAUGAGAGAGAAAGAGAGAGAUAAAAUAAAAAUAACCGAAGAGAAAGAAAGGGCGAAGGAAGAGCGGGAGAGAGCGCAGAGAUUGGCGCUCGCGCGCACUGCGCCACGACCUUUAAUGGGCGCUGAUGGGCGCAGCCUCCCUGGAACCUGGAAUCCGAUUGCUUCCCUCCCCAAUCCCAGUCGCGGAGAGUCAGUCGCUCUCGCUUGAGACGCGCGCGUGCCCUGUCUCUCUCUCUCUCUUUUUCUCUCUCUCUCUCCCUCUCUCUCUUUCCCUUCUUCCGCGGCAAGUAUCACUGUCAUUAAAAAUCGUUCGCGUCGCGUGGGAGGGGAGGGGGCUACGACCCCGGAGAACACUGCCAUCGAUCUGCGAUCCGUCCGCUCCGCGAGAAAGAGGCGAAAAGGAGGGACGAAAGAGGGAAGAGAGAGAUAUAAAAAGAAAAAAAAAGAUAAAAGAGAAAACAACCCGUGGCGGUGCGCGUUUUACAGGGGGUUGCCCUCGUCCGAUAAUACGUUGCGCGGGACCGAUCAGCGCGACGACGAAGCCAUUGACCCGCGGCGCCCGUUAAUCAACCCUCUCCCCCACCAUCCAUGCGAAACCACGAUCGUGUCGCGCGGAGGAACCCUCGGCCACACGUUAUCGGACGCGACGCGCGUAAUCUCCGCGUCCUCUAAGUGAAAGAGAGUGAGCAGAGGGUGGGUGGUUCUCGCGACUCCGCGGAUUGCCGACGGACGACGUCGAGAGGAGUAGUGCCGAGGAGACAUACGAUGUCUCGUGCGCGCCGCCCCGAGGGAAGCGUGUCGUCGUCGUCGCGCGUACGUCUUUGAAGGAGCGUCGCGAAGAAGGAGAGCGCACCUCCGACGUCGUCCCGACCCGUCACGACACUCUCGCGCGUGUCUUCUCCCCUGCACGGUUUCGUGAAACGCUCGCGGGCACGGAAGUGAAAUGAUUAUGUACACGGUCGCCGAGGAUCACAUGGGCGACAACGAGAUCGCGCAGGUGAUCGCGUUCAUAUGCGGGAUCAUAGUGGUGCUGCUGAUGAUAAUGGGUCUGGCGUCGACCGACUGGCUGAUGGCCCUGGGAUGGAGGCAGGGACUGUUCGCCCACUGCAUCGAGGAAGGCGCCCCGACGCCGCUCCCCUUCAACAUGCCCGACCCCCCGGGAUGCUACCCAGCCAGGGACAGCGCCUACAUAAAGGCGGCUGCGGCCUUGUGCGUGGUGUGUCUUCUCACAGACAUCGCCGCGACGAUUCUCACCGGCCUGGGUUUGCGCACACAGGAUCACAGGGACAAGCACAAAUAUUAUAGAUUUGCGGUGUUCUGCAUGAGCAUUGCACUGGUGUCCCUCCUAAUAGCGCUGAUCAUAUAUCCCAUAUGUUUUGCGGCAGAACUGAAUCUCGGAAAUCGAACAAACUGGGAAUUCGGUUGGGCGUACGGCGUCGGUUGGGGCGCGGUUAUUUUCCUGGUUGGCGGCGCGGUGCUGCUGUUGUGCGAGAAGGAAAGCGAGGAGAUUUACUACAAGGAGAAGAAGACCGUUCGCGAUGACAUAGGAAGCGGCGGUUCCAUGAUCGGCAUGGGACAUCACGCUGGACGAAGUGGAACGCAGCUAGCCUAGUGGCAUUGCUCCCUGCCCGAUGUUGUUCUCUAGGUGAUUUGUUUCAUCUUUUUUCUGCUCUCACAGUUCGACACAUGCGCAUACGAGAAGGUAUACAAGCCUGUAAGAAUGAUUUUUCGGUAGGGCGUUUUUGGCUAACGCAAGGGAAACCAUCCUUACGGAUUCUCCGACCGAUCUAGCGUUGAUUUCCUUGAUGCACGAAGUGCAUUUCGAAGCGUCAGCAACUUAAAUACGAAUAGAAACGUGAAUAAACUUUCACAUAAAUAGCACACAAAUAAGAUAAUAAUAAAACGUUAGUUAAUUUUAUACGAAACUUCAAUUAUUGAAGUUUUAUUAUUAAGAUACUUGCUGAAAAUGCUGACAAUAUUGAAACGGGAAGGAAAUAAUGUUUUGCAAGAAACAAUCGGCUCGAAAUUAGUCGAAGAAUCUGUCGGUCGGUUUUCGUUGUUCGAAAAUAUCUGAAGUAGAUGUAAUCUGUUCAUUAGAUGGGUGUGUAUUCGAGUUACUAUUAGUUUGAGGUAGGAUAACACAACUCAUUGAAGAAAUACGCAUUUCGAUCUUCUCGUUUCCGGCUAUUCCUUAUUUUUUCACAGUCAAUUUUUAUACUGACAAUUUCGGGACCAUUAUUAGCUUGAUUCUGUUCUCGUACAUUUCGCAUGGACUAUAUAUAUAUACACACAUGUAUGAUAUUUUUACCGUAAUUUAAAUUAUAGCACGAUUUAUAACGUGACGAUACUGCAUUUAUCGUCACUGUAUUGAACUAAAUUUGUAAGGAUAUCACUCUCGUCACCGAGCCUGAGAGAUGAAAGACAAUUCCAGAAAAUGGUUCCCAUGUUUCUUUCUUAUAAGUAACACACGUGUACGCAUACACGAUUUGCAUUCGAUUUGUCCUUAGUGAAAGUUUGAUUAGAUUUCAUUUUCUUUCAUAAUUGUGUUAUAUUUGAUAUUAGAAGUAUAAAAUGACUGGAAGCAGUCAACAAAUAGAGAGAAUAUGCUAAAAGUUAUUUUAUAUUAAAUUAUUAAUAUAACGUUUUUCUUAGCUUUAAAUCUUAGCUUCAAUUUGUAAUUGAAAAUUCUAAAUUUUAGAGGCGCAGAUAAAAAAAGCUUUAAUUUUCCUUUAAUUUCAAACAGAUUCGUUUUUAAGUGUACUUCAAGGCUUUAACAUUGCAUAUAAAGAUAUUGCCUAAUAGGAUAGUGCCCGAUCAAAUUUUUUCGAUUCGCAAAAUAUCAGCUUCACAUUGGGAUUUAUAUCCCGAUGCUCCGGACACUAUUUAAUGCAACACAUGCAACAUGAUUAUGUAUAAUUUAUUUAUAACAACAUUUCUCUUCGUUAUUCCUCGGAAUUCAUUCCCCUCUAUACUGAUGAACAUAUCACACAUUUAGUUUCAUUAACUUGUUUUCAUCUAUAUACAGGUUGUCCCAGGGAAAAUAAUCAUAUCAUUCUAUAGAGUAUAAUGUUACUCAAGAGAUUUUAAAUAAAAUAAUAUUUUGAAACUAUUUGAGAGAUUAUUAAAAAUAGAAAGAGAUUAGAUCAAUUUAGAUAAUUAAAUAUGUUGAAAGCAGAUUUUACAAAGUGCUAUAAAAAUAGUAUGAAGAUAUAAUAUAUGUAUGUAUAAUUUCAUGUGAUAAAAAAUCGGUUUUGCAAUAAUUUUGUUUAUUGCACAUCUCUUUCACUAACUUCUGGCUGAAUACAAAUUUCUUCUAACGCAUUACGCUUAGCAAAUGCAAAUCUGCUUGAAGGGGUUCAAAUAAUACCGUCCAACUUACUUUUGCUGGGAUAGCCUGUAACUCGAAACUUUUAAAUGUCCAAAUAAUUAAAGAGGAAAUAUUUAAGUUAUUGUGGCCUAUUGUCAACAUUUCUCCUUAUUUUCUUAAGUCACAUCGUGACUGGAAAAAAAAUGUUACACAUGUAAAUUAUGUAGAACUAUCAUAAAAGUUCAACUUUGAA
This is a messenger RNA of Wasmannia auropunctata (little fire ant), 4209 nucleotides long. RefSeq names its product transmembrane protein 47. Gene Ontology annotation, cellular component: membrane; cell-cell junction. NCBI's taxonomy places the organism in Eukaryota, Metazoa, Arthropoda, Insecta, Hymenoptera, Formicidae. The transcript has 5 exons. Gene Ontology annotation, biological process: cell-cell adhesion. Bases 1593 to 2261 code for a protein of 222 amino acids. The record is from RefSeq and is a predicted model, not a curated record.